Lactuca sativa (garden lettuce) is the source of this 3301-nucleotide messenger RNA. The record is from RefSeq and is a predicted model, not a curated record. Lineage: Eukaryota; Viridiplantae; Streptophyta; Magnoliopsida; Asterales; Asteraceae.
CGUCAUGCACAAUAUGGGGCUUUUUCUUGUACAUUAUUAUUGAGAAUUUCCCCAAAACUAUACACGUAUAGGAAAAUUCGCUUCGAUUUUCUGGACUCUUUCGAUUUAACGAAGAGAGUCCAGAAAAUGGGACGCACGAUGAUAUAUUUGUCAGUUGCAUAAUUGAAACAAGAAUUAAAAUUCUGAAUUGUGUUCGAUUUGAAUGUUCCUUAUCUUUUUCGAUUUUUUAUUUGGUAUCUUUUUGCAUUAAUUCAUUCAAUUGUCAACCCUUAGGGUUCUUGUUCAACCUAAGUACUACUAAACCUAAUGAUUUGACCCAGAGUGAUUACCAAUUUCUGUUGUGAUGCCGCAAAAGGAUUCAUCUAAGUCAUGUGGAUGCUUCGGCUCUCUUUUCGGAAAGAAACCUUCAGGAUCCGGGAAAGGGAAAAAUCCCUCGGGGAGGAGUAGAAUCAUUCGGGCAGCAAGUAAUCACCUUUUGAGCAGUAGUAAGAAAAAGUCUGGAUCACCAAAGAAGGCUCAACCUUCCACAAAUGAGGUGGUGCAGAAGUCGGAUGGUGUAGCUGACAAAUUGAUCACAACAUCUGAGCUUCAAAAUAAGAUCAUAAGCUUUAGAGAGUUGCUCAAUUUGCCUCCUUGUAUCAGUUCUUUAACCAUUACAGAGUUGGUGAAAGACACGGUGAAAGAACUUCAUAAUUUACAUCCUGAUGUUGUGCAAUGUGGUUCAGUGUCAAUGUUAGAUUCAGGAGCUAUGCCUAAGGCAAUCAAUGAGCUUUGUGAAUCUAUCAAGUCUCUUGGGAAGCAUUGGAUGCAAAGUGAUGAAUGGAUGAUUAGAUCCAAGAAUGAUGAUGAAGCUAAUGGCGAUUUGGAAAGACAUGCACUGGAUUUGCUUGAUGACAUAAUUAAUGUGGCACGAGUGAGAAGAUUUAAUAAAAAGGAUACGGAUGAUGAUGAUGAUGAUAAAGAAAUAAAAGAAGAUGUUGACUCACCUUCUAGUUCAUAUGGAAAGUCUUUCAGAAGGUCGAAUGUUGACAAAGAAAGAUGUUCAUCUUCACCAACAACCCCAACUUCAGUUCUUCUUGAGUUUCCAAAUAACAAAUCUGCAAAGGCAUGCUCAAAAGUCGGACAGAGACUUGCUCUCGAUUUGUUGUUUAUGGAAAAAGACGAGAAUGCCCUUCUUAUCCCGGUCAUUGUCCAGAUGGAUCCUCAUGUGGUACACGUAAACAUGGUGUCUGAAGUAGAUGAAGAUGAUGGAGAUUGUGAUAAAGAUGAAGGGAAGAAUAAAGAUGGAAAUGGAAAUGGAAAUUCUGAUGGGCUUGUAAGAGCACAUAUGGAGAUUUCUGUACCACCAUCUGUGUUAAAAUCAAUUGUGGAUGCUGAGAAUAUAUUGAUUCCUGCAGCAACUUCACCAUCAUCACCUUCUGAAAGACCAUCAAUUUCAGCAGCAAUCAUAUCGCCACCACAACAGCUGUUGGUUUCAGAAGAAAGUCAGCCACCACCACAGCCAAGUGGCAAGUUGGAGAUUUCACCACCACCGCCACCGCCACCGCCUCCACCACCACCACCACCACUAGAUCUCUCGGUGGGAGAAAAUGAUACAACAACACCAAAGCUGCCUCCGCCGCCACCAUCAAUGGCUACAAGUAAUACAACAUCACAGUCAGAUCCACCACCUCCGCCACAUUCACCAGCACCUCCACCACCACCACCGCCACCACUAGAGAAACCAUAUAUGGCUUCUUCUGAUGAUUCAACCCCACCUCAACAAGCUCCAUUGACAACACCAUCACCACGUUCACCUGCACUUUCAUCACCGCCACAUAUGACUCCAGGACCACCACCUCCUCCACCAGCUCCCGUGGCAUCUGGAAGCAAUCCACCACCAGCUACAUCAGCACUCCCACCACUACCACCAUCGGCACCAGGCAAUGCCAUGCCUGCAUCCCUAGGAUCACAUCCUCCUCUACCACCUCCCACAGCAUCCGGAAACAUUCCACCACCACCACCAUCAUCGUCUAAAGGAUCAGUGCCAGCACCACCACCAGCAGCAUCUAGAAGCCUUCCACCACCACCACCGCCAUCGUCUGGAGGUUCAGUGCCAGCACCACUACCACCAGGACGACAAGGCAAAGGGGGUGGUGGUGGGGGUGCUCCACCACCACCACCUGCGGUUGGUGGUAGUGGAAAAUUGCUACGUAAAUCAGUUAGUAAACUGAAGAGAUCAUCUCAGAUGGGAUGCCUGUAUCGUCAACUAAAAGCAAAGGUUGAAGGAUCAAAUUCAAAGGCUACAGGUAAAUCACCACAAAAGAAAGGCAGUAAAGUCGGUGCUUCUGGUGGAAAUGGAAAACAGGGAUUGGGAAUGGCUGAUGCACUAGCAGAAAUGACAAAAAGAUCAUCUUACUUUCAGCAAAUCGAAGAGGAUGUAACAAAAUAUUCAGACGCCAUUAAAGAAGUGAAAGUUGCCCUCGCAUCUUUCCAAACAUCAGACAUGAACGAGCUCAUAAAGUUCCACAAAUACGUGGAAUCCCAUCUUGAGAAACUAACUGAUGAAACACAGGUUUUGGCAAGGUUUGAAGAUUUUCCUAGUAAAAAAUUGGAAGGAUUGAGAAUGGCGGGAGCUCUAUACUCAAAGCUAGAUACGAUUUAUACAGAUUUACAAAAUUGGAAGAUAGAGCCUCCUGUGAAUGACCUUCUUGAUAGAGUUGAGAAUUACUUCAAUAAGAUCAAAGAAGAAAUUGAUGCACUAGACAGAACAAAGGACGAUGAACUCAAGAAAUUUAAAAGUCAAAAGAUCCAUUUUGAUUUUGGUAUACUUAUUAGGAUCAAAGAAUCGAUGGUGGAUGUUUCCUCAGGCUGCAUGGAAUUGGCACUAAAGGAAAAAAGAGAGACAAGUUCAUCAAAAAAGAAUGAAAAAAAAGAGACAAGUUCAUCAAAAAAGAAUAGCAAAAAAACGGAUUCGGGGAAAAUCCUUUGGAAGGCAUUUCAGCUUGCGUUUAGGGUCUACUCGUUUGCAGGCGGACAAGACGAGCGUGCUGAAAACUUAACAAAAGAGAUCGCACAACAAAUACAAGCCGAGACUUUGCACUAGUAUUUAUUAUUACUCUAUGGGAAACAAGCUUUAGUUGAAAUGUAUAUAUAUAUAUAUAUAUAUAUAUAUAUAUAUAUAUAUAUAUAUAUAUAUAUAUAUACCUUGUAGCACAAUAUUGAGCCAUUUGAGGUGCUUGAUAACACUCACAUAAGAGCUUUGGGGUUGAGCAAUGUGUUAUGCUAGGUUUAUGUGCAUUGUGUCCUAUAUGUAAACAAA